Messenger RNA from Trichomonas vaginalis G3, 956 nucleotides. RefSeq lists its product as uncharacterized. The transcript has a single exon. The record is from RefSeq and is a predicted model, not a curated record. The annotation marks the transcript as partial. NCBI's taxonomy places the organism in Eukaryota, Parabasalia, Trichomonadida, Trichomonadidae.
AUGAAAGAAUGGGAUGUUGUCUUUAACAAACCAAGAGCAACAAUAGUGUCUGAACAAGAAUGUAGACAGAAACUUAAGAAAAUAAAAGUCGUACAAGUUGGCAUGAAGAUGUUAGAUGCUUGGGAUAUCUUAUUGUCAAAGUUAGAAGAUUUUUCAGUUCGAGGUAUAAAGUUCUAUACACCUUCUCCAAACUUCUAUUCUAUCUUCACUGGAUAUAAAUAUGAACAAGUAGAAUGGAAAGAAAAUAUUAUAGAAGCUUGGUUAGACCAUGUCAAAGAAAUUAUAUGCAAUGGAAACGAAAGAGUCUAUGAGUAUAUCUUAUGUUGGUUUGCAAACAUCUUACAACAUCCAAGUGCUAAAAAUGAAACUGCUCUCAUUAUAAUUGGAAAACAAGGAACUGGUAAGAACACAUUCUUUACAGAUAUUUUGUGCAAACUGUUAGAGGGCUAUUCGAACCCGAAUAUGACAAACUUAGAAAACAUCUGUGGCAAGUUUAACUCCUCAAUAGAGAAUAUGAAACUUAUAGUUUGCAAUGAACUUCAAAGUAUAGAUACAACAAAAGUUUUGAACUCAGAUGCUUUGAAGAGUCUUAUAACAGACAAAGUUGGAGUUGUUGAAAGAAAGUAUAAAGACCAAAGAGUUUGUGAAAAUGUUGCAAACUUCAUUAUGGUUUCAAACAAUGCUGUUCCGAUGAAGUUAGAAAGUUCUGACAGAAGAUAUGUAGUUGUCAGAACGUCAGAUUCUCAUAUGCAAGAUACAGAAUAUUUUGACGACUUAGCAGAAACUUUGACAUCUGACUUUUACAACCACUUGUUCUCAUAUUUCAUGACAUUAGAUAUUUCUAAGUUCAAUCCAAGACAAAUUCCACAUACCGAAGAGAGACAAACAUUGUUAGAAGCAAACAAGAGUGUAUAUGAACUGUUCAUAGAUGAAACUGACUUUGAGUGUUUAGAUGA